GUAGGAUAGUACAAUGUUUAGUCAAUUUGAAUCAAUGUGUAGGUAUACAAAUAGAUACAAAUAAUUUGUUCAACAACCCUAAAUCCUCAUACUGUAAUGAUUAUUUCAAAAAAGAAAAACCAAAAUCUCAAACAUUUUAUCAAACAAAUCUAUCUAUAAAAACCAAAGAAGUCACACAUUUUUCCACAAAAUCCAUAUUUUUAAUAUACCUACCUACCUAAAUUUACUUUUCCAUGCGCUCAUAAUUCCUAAAUGGAAACAAUAUGAUGACACCUUCGUGCGGGCCUGGGGUAAAAUCGUCACAUCAUUAGAUUGUGGCGGGUCACUGGAUUAACACAAAAUGCGUUCGAAAAAGAGAAAAAGUUUACCAAAAUAAAAGUAUGGUAUUAUCGGAAUUUAUACUAACCGCAUUGGCGACUUUGUGUCUCAAUUCCACCUGUGACGACGAUCGCAUCAACGGCAUCACUAAUCACCGCUAUUAUAAAUUGAAAGAGGAACUCAAAAAUGAAACUUUAAUUGUGACAACCUUAAAAAAUGGUCCUCUUAGUGGUUACAAGGAAGAAAAUGGUACCCUAGUAGGAACAGGAGUAGCAUUUGAUAUUCUAGAAAUUCUUAGAAAAGAGUAUGGUUUUAAAUACGUCCUCAAAGCUCCUGAGCAUAAUGUUUUUGAGCCAGUUAAUGGAAAAAAGGGUGGAGUUAGGAAUAUGUUACUUGAUAAGGUUGUAGAUGUAGCAGCUGCUUUUCUACCAAUCCAAUACAGCGACAUAGUUACCUAUUCGAGAAGCUUGGACACUGCUCAAUGGGUCGUUUUGAUGAGCCGACCUCAAGAGUCGGCUUCAGGUUCUAGAUUGCUAGCUCCUUUCACAGCUACAGUAUGGACACUAAUUAUUAUAUCCUUACUGGUAGUGGGUCCAGUUUUAUGGUUGUUAAUAUUUCUACGUGCUAAGAUAUUAUGCAAAGACGACCACGACGUAGUUUUCUCUUUGCCCGUUUGCAUGUGGUUCGUUUAUGGGGCUCUAUUGAAGCAAGGUUCUACGUUGAAUCCCAGAACCGAUUCGUCGAGAAUUCUGUUUUCGACUUGGUGGAUUUUCAUUACGAUUUUGACAGCUUUUUAUACGGCUAACUUGACCGCUUUUCUGACAUUGUCUAGCUUCACUUUGCCUAUAAACGAACCAAAAGAUAUCAGCAAAAAACAUUAUAAAUGGGUUACUAACAGGGGUAAUGGUAUUAUAGAGCCUCUGAUGAUUUCUAAGAAACAGCCACUGGUCUAUGGUGGACGAUUGAUUGAGGAAAUUGGAUUGCCCAUUGCACAGGUUGACGCCGAUGAUGAAACAAUCCUAAACGACUUUGUAACUAAAAAGAAAACCAUGUACAUAAGGGAAAAAACAAUUUUAGAAAUGAUCAUGUACGAAGACUACAAAAUGAAAACUAAAGCCAAUAUUGAAGAAUCCAAACGUUGCACUUAUGUUAUUACAACGUUUCCUGUGGUCAUUUAUUCUAGGGCCUUUGCUUUUAGACCGGAUUUCAAAUACAAAGAGCUAUUCGAUUCCACAUUUCAAUAUUUGAGUGAAUCAGGUAUCACCGAAUUUAAACAAAGAGAAUUCCUACCAGACACCGUCAUUUGUCCAUUGAAUCUUCGCAGCAAAGAACGUCGCCUACGUAACACAGACCUUUUAAUGACAUACAUGAUAGUGGGUGGAGGUUUGAUAAUAUCCACUAUUGUUUUCACCAUCGAAUUAAUUCUACAUUUCAUCAAAGUUCAUCGGUGUUGCAAGAAGCAACUUAACAAUAAUAAUACUCACGAAACAACUUAUCGUCAAAUUGUUUUCACUAAUAAUUAUAAUAACACUUUUAGUAAUAAGCAAUUUGUAACGCCUCCGCCAUCGUAUCAUACGUUGUUUAAUAAGCCGGUGGUUCCAGCUGGAUCCAGAUGCAAGAAGCAAGUAAUUAAUGGUAGACAGUAUUGGGUGGUCAAUGAUAAGAAUGGUAUCACCUCGUUGAUACCACAGAGAGCACCUUCUGCGUUACUGUUCCAGUUUACAAAUUAAAGAUUUUCUUGGUAUACCUACGUACAUAUAUAUUAGAAUAUCAAAUUCAAAGGCGAUUUGGUCGAUGUUAUGGUUAUCUUUGAACAGCUGAGAGAGUUUCAGAACCAUAAGUUAUUGAAUUUAGUUGUAAUUUUAACCGAGGUCACUCCACGGACUAAAUUCCGUCAUAAAUAAAGGAAACUCUCAUUGUUAAUGAAGUUAACAUCCUAAUAAGGAUAACCAUAAUGAAAAAGGUUAAAAUAUCUUCAGGAUGAGAUUUUUUGAAGCUAGUCUUAUUUUUAUCGUUUUU
This is a messenger RNA of Ceutorhynchus assimilis (cabbage seed weevil), 2337 nucleotides long. NCBI's taxonomy places the organism in Eukaryota, Metazoa, Arthropoda, Insecta, Coleoptera, Curculionidae. The record is from the annotation of a GenBank genome assembly.